This is a messenger RNA of Thalassophryne amazonica, 3244 nucleotides long. RefSeq lists its product as uncharacterized. Gene Ontology annotation, molecular function: protein tyrosine/threonine phosphatase activity; MAP kinase tyrosine/serine/threonine phosphatase activity. The transcript is spliced from 4 exons. Gene Ontology annotation, biological process: negative regulation of JUN kinase activity; protein dephosphorylation. Bases 373 to 3012 code for a protein of 879 amino acids. Gene Ontology annotation, cellular component: cytoplasm; cytosol. Lineage: Eukaryota; Metazoa; Chordata; Actinopteri; Batrachoidiformes; Batrachoididae. The record is from RefSeq and is a predicted model, not a curated record.
CUUCAUGUCGGACCAUUGGUCUGGGGUGACGUCAUCGACAGUGCAGACAAUAGCGCCCUCUUUCAGUCACCGUGUCGUCACAUGCACGCACGCGCGCACGCCGCACUGACAGGCGCUCCGCCGUGACGCCCGCUGAUGACAUUUUCUUUUCUCUCUCAGCUCGUCUGUGCGCCUCCCGGUUGAAGCGGUUCUGGGUUUUUGGGUUCUGGUUUCUCCUCCCGUCCUUCGAUGACUUGAACGCGGCUCCGAUGAUCCACAUCUGGAGGCGAGCGGCGCGUGGCGCCGCGGUGCAGCCAUGAGGAUCUCUCUGCGCUGCGCACAAAUGAUGAACACACUACGGGACUGUCGCUCCUGAUUGAUGCAUAGACCCAGAUGCCUCCCCUCCCUCUUGACGAGCGCAUAGUGGUUAUUCAGCGCCCUAAGAACUUAGGCCUGUGCGAGUCUUCCCCACAGUCCAUCCCAGUGCCCAACUCUCAACUAUCAGCUUCCUCAAAUGGACACAUCAUCCAUCUUCCUCACCUGCGCCAUCCACAGUCCAACUUCUACUCAUCUCCCUGUAAAUCGCUGACUCUGGAUUGCAAGCACAGAUCUUCUCAUGCACAGAAAUUCAAAGGCAACCAGCCUGUUGUCCCAGUGGUUGGCAGACACACUUCUAGUCACUGCCACAGCAAUGGUACAGUGACUCUUGGCCCACGGCUGCCCUCACACACACACACAAUAGAUAUCAGGGUGACUGUGGACAAGAGACGAGGUGGUGGACCCAGUAACACAAUAUGGCGAAGUGGAAGUGCAAAAAGUAGCAGGGGCAAAUGUGUUUCUUCAGAUUUGGACAAGGGACAAUGUGAGAGAAGAAUCGGAAUCACAGCAAGGCCACUCGGACCUGAACACCAGUCUCAGCGAAGUUACCAAAGCCAGCUGACAACUUCAUCUGAAGGGACCAUCCAGUUUGUCCCUACCCAGGUACAGCAGCAUAAGCUCAGGAGUGAAAAGCAAAAGGAAAACGCAGCGGCCUUUCUGGGCAGAAAAGACCAGGAGUUUCUCUCUCUGGAUCCCAAGAAGUAUUUCAAACUGGGAAGUGUUCAUCAAAGCCACAAUAGCCACAAUCUGUCCCACCAGCACAACUCUGUCCCAGUUCCCCAUGCUGCCAUCUUAAACUCAAGCUACCCCUCACCCCCUCCCUCCCAGCCCACCCAUGCCCCAAUAUCAUUUCAGCACCUCAGCCAGCCCUGCCAAUCCCAUAGUAGGGAUCCCCGACCCCUCCUUCUCCAUGGUCUUCCCAUCUCCCCCUGCUCCUCCCAGGGUGGAGGCUUCCCCAGCCCUGAUCAUACCUGCACCAUAGACUGCAGCCACCCAUUCAGUUGUGGGUGCUGGAGGUUAGUAAGAUGCAGAGGUUGUAGAAGACAUUCUGCUGGCUGCCAAGAAGGAGGAAACUCUUCCACCCCCUUUUCCUGUGUUCACAGAGUUGGAGCAGUGAACAGAGGAGGUAAAGAAAUGGGCCUAAGAAAUCUGGGUGGCUGUCUCUCCACUGCCUCCACCUCCAACACAUCUUCUUCUACCAGCACUGUGUCCGACUGCCGAGCAAACCUGUUCAAACCCGUCAGCUGUGCUUCCUGCUCCAGUGAGGCCCGAAACUUUGAGAGUCCUGCUAUCCUUCGUAAGAAGCUCAUUGGAGGAUGUCUGCCCUGUACCCCGCUGUCUUCCUCGGCCCCCCUGCGGGUGCUGCAAAGCUGCGUGACAGGCUGCAACCCUAAAGCCAGUCAGACCACCAGCUCAACCUGCAGCUACUGUAGCAGUGACCCCAUUGUGGUGACACUCAACCCUCGGCGAGGCAAGUCCCCAGGAAGAGGGAGCGGAGCAGCUCAUCCAAUGGGUAUGUUCCAAACUGAUGAUGAUGACUACAGCGUGCGGACUAUCUGGCCUGAGGAGUUGGCUAAAAAGAUGACGCAUUCAAAAACCCCUAAGAAUCACUGUGCGGGAAUAGGAGUAGCAUUGGGAAAGACAUCCGCAAGUGUGGCCCAAAACGGCAGUAACGGAAGAGGCCUUGCUCUACUGGACUGUCAGAACCUACAGUCUCAACUAACAGACCAUGCUGGCCGGCGUCGGCUUCAGCAGGGAAAGAUGGCUGCUUUUGAUUUUGUGGGCUGCAGGUUGGGCGAAGGCCAAAACUCACUGAAGAGACUCCUGAACAAAACUGAGGACUCUGGGAUGGGGGAUACAGCUGAGCAAGAUGGCGAUGCAGCAUAUCUUCAAUCCCCGCCUCCUCGAUCCGCCUCCCCACUAUCACCACUUUCUUUUUCACCUCCACCAUCUGCCCCGAGUACACUCAUCAAACCCAAACCAUGGCAGAGAGAAAGGGAGGGAGGGCACACUCUGCCAUCAGCUAAGUCCCUUCAUCUGGCCUUGAACUCGCUGAACCGAGAGCAAGAUGAGGAUAACAGCAGAAUGCACCUGUCUCUGCCACUCUCCUCCUCACUGCCAGCGUCCCUGUCCGAUGAGACUGUAAUGACUCCAGAUGCCGAAAACGCUGUGAUCAGUCCCAUCCUGCCCUUCCUGUUUUUGGGAAAUGAGAGAGAUGCCCAGGACCUGGAGCUGCUGAUGCGCCUCAACAUCGGCUACGUGGUCAACGUAACCACACACUUGCCCCUCUACCAUCACAACUCCGGACUUCGCUACAAACGGUUGCCUGCCACUGAUAACAGCAAGCAAAACCUACGGCAAUACUUUGAAGAGGUUUUUGAGUUCAUUGAGGAGGCCUAUCAGAGUGGACAGGGAGUGCUGGUGCACUGCCAAGCAGGCGUCUCCCGUUCUGCGACCAUCGUCAUUGCCUACCUUAUGAAGCACACCCUCAUGACCAUGACAGAUGCCUACAAAUAUGUGCGGAGCCGCCGUCCUGUGGUGUCACCCAACCUCAACUUCAUGGGUCAGCUUUUGGAGUUUGAGAGGGACCUCAACUCCGGGGUGACUCCCCGCAUCCUGAUGCCUAAACUUAGCGGCGUGGAGACGCAGGUGUGAGAAAGGUCAAAGGUCAGAAGCGCUUUGGGUUGCCACAGUUUAAAAGGGAGAAGAACUGAGAUUAAAGUGGCAUUAAUAUAAUACAAGAUGCAGCACAUUUUAAGUGGGAGAAAUAUAUGAAAGAAAAAAAAAUGUUUUUGGUAAUUUGUGCCCUUUUGAUUUUGUGGAAGAGGAGACAAAUCGAUGGAUGCUUCAACAACCAAACGGUUGAUGAAGCAUCGGCGUGCAGACA